AUCUUAUUUAGCGGUGUUUAUCGAAACUCUUCCAAUCACAAAUGACAAAUGAAAAAACAUUAUUCCCAAAAAAACAGAUAUAUAAAACUCAUUUAUCCGAAACCGUUCUCUUUUCCCUUUUAGAUUUUCUCGAUAGCCAAGCAAACCUAUCCAGGGAAAUUUCCUAUUUUAUUUUGUAAAACAAAAUGGCAUUUCAUACCCUUUCUAGUUCUGAUUAACGUUCUCUGCUGCAAAUUUCCUCUAGAAUCCUACUUCUAGAUGGCAGUUCUCAUAGCUUCACCUGAAAUUUCCACCGCCUCAGCGAAUAUUUUCUAUAACCCUAACCAUACCCCUAAAUUCCUCAAGAGCCUUAUUAUUUCGAAGAAUGGUGAUGGUAAAAUUUGGUCAAGGGCUAAGGUUAGGGUUGGUCUUAAAAAUAUUGGUGCUAGAGUUUCAGGUUUGAAUCAAAGCUCGACGUUGUACGGACAAUUUUCAUCUCCAGUGAAGCGAGGAUCGAAGCCGAGCAAAGAGGCAGAGGAGAAGCAGAAUUAUUACGUGAAUAUGGGUUACGCAAUUCGGACUUUGAGAGAGGAGUUCCCAGACCUCUUUUGCAGGGAGCUUAGUUUUGAUAUUUACAGGGAUGAUAUCGUAUUUAAAGAUCCUCUCAAUACUUUUGUUGGAAUUGACAAUUAUAAGUCGAUCUUUUGGGCACUGCGAUUCCAUGGUAGGAUAUUUUUCAAGGCUCUCUGGCUUGACAUUGUUGGUGUAUGGCAGCCAGUGGAGAAUGUCAUAAUGGUUCGCUGGACCGUCCGUGGCAUUCCACGAGUCCCAUGGGAGAGCCAUGGUCGAUUCGAUGGCACUUCAGAAUACAAACUUGACAAGAACGGUAAAAUCUUUGAGCACCGAGUUGACAAUAUUGCACUGAAUUCACCCCCAAAAUUUCAUGUGCUAGCUGUGGAGGAUAUAAUUCGAUCCAUUGGUUGCCCCUCGACCCCAAGGCCAACUUACUUUGAGAUUUCAUCAUCUUUAUCUUCAGAGAGAACGUAGCACCACUUAGGCUCAUUCCAAAUUUUGGCAUAUAGUGUGAGUCAUAGUUGGGUAGAUACUAAACUUUAGCUUGAAAUCAUUCUCAAUGCCUAAAACUUGGUUUGGAUCACAAGGCAAGCACUUGGUAAUACUUGGCUUGUAUCAACAUUGGGAAAUGAUGGGGUGUAUUCUCUUAUUAUUGUAAAAGAAUUGUAUAAUCUUGUACAGUAUAAGUUUAGUGUAAGUAGCUAUAAUUGGCUAUCUUCUUCCUGGUAAAGAUACAGUGAAAGCAACGUUAUAUGCUAGUGACAUGGUAAAUACUAAAGAUCUGAAUGUUGUUCAAUUGAGUUUACUCUUAAGUUUUCAUAAUUUGCAAUCCAAUUUUC
Durio zibethinus is the source of this 1391-nucleotide messenger RNA. RefSeq lists its product as uncharacterized. Lineage: Eukaryota; Viridiplantae; Streptophyta; Magnoliopsida; Malvales; Malvaceae. The record is from RefSeq and is a predicted model, not a curated record.